GAGAGAUAUACACAGAGACAGAGCAGAGAGAGAGAGAGGAUCAUGGCUGACAUCCCUCAAUCAUUUUUGGGAUUGCUUGUGACCGUUUUGUACCUGCUAACAGGUGUCAGUGGAGAAACUCUCUCUAUGUUCUCCAGAGUGGGAGAUGAUGUCAGUCUGCCGUGUAACAAUGUGGUUUAUCCAAACUGCUCCUCUACUACAUGGAUCUAUAACAGAGAUGGAUCUACUGUUGCUAUUGAAGUGGUCACAUUGGGGAAGAUCAAAGCUGACCAGACAGACAGACUGAGUGUGGGGUCUAACUGUUCUCUACAUGUUAGUGAUGUCAGAGCUGAGGAUGUUGGACUCUACAUCUGUCAACAAUACCUUACAGAGACAGGACCACAACAUGGAGGUGAUGCUCCUGUUCAUCUGUCUGUUCUAACUAUCUCCUCUACCACAGCAGUGACAGAUCUGAAGCCUAAUGUAAAUAUGACAUUACACUGUUCUCUGCUCUACUAUAAGCAACUUGGAACGUACCAGUCAAGAUUUAGUCUCAGCUGGGUCCCUAAAACAGGUACUAAUGCCCAGGACACACAGGAUUCUUCCUGUGACAUCACUCUGACUGUGACACUCCAGAAGAAGGACAACAACAGGAAGUGGACGUGCACGCUGACUGAAAAGGGAGACGUGAAGAUCUCCAUUGACUUCACCUCCACGUUCUCAGGAAGUACAGCCUCUACUACAAGACCAGCCUUGUCAACCACCUCCCCAUCUUCUGCUGGCUCUCAGAACCUCUUCCUCGUGGUGACUGUAGGAGUGGCUUUGGCAGCAGCGGUGUGUGUCACUGCUGUUGUCAUCAUAGUACGCAGGAGGAGAGACAAGAAUCAAGUGCCAACUGAUAACAGCAUUGGUCUGAAGGCAGUAAACCACUCCACCCCACCAACCAAUGAGGACAAGAGUCAACCUGCUGACAGAAUCACCUAUGCCUCCAUUGACCACUUCAAUCAAAAUCCCCCUGAGAGAGUUGAUGCCCAAGGUGAAGAUGCAUUGAUGUAUGCCUCAGUUAUGCCCUAUUCUGGCAGAGGGAGAGAGACAGAGAACCCUGCUGACCCCAGCUCCGUCUACUCCACUGUCAAGUAACCUCAGGGAGCCAAGACAUCAACAUGAAGACUACACUCUCUCAUUCACACCCUGAUUCCAGACCUGAUUUGGUUCUAGGAAUAUAUAUUUUUGUGCUAUUAAUUAAAAGUGACAAUCUGCACUAGUUACAUCCAUUUCUGGACAUAUUAAUUAAUGAUAUGCACCCACUGACUCUAGAAAAAUAAAAUGUAGAAAUGCCUCAUGAGUUUAGUUAAACUGUCAUAACCCAUCAGAACCCAAAAUAUAUGCUUGUUUUACUCCAAUGUUUGUAAACAAAUGAAAUGUAAACAAACACAAUGUAUAGCCUCAAAAUAUGGUUUAAACUAUAAUGUUGAUAUCAUGGAUGGCCAGUCCUUGCAUCUAUAGCUCUGUCUAUGAGAGUGGUUCUCCAGCCCCGUCCCUCAGCUUUUCAGCAAAACAAUGGUGGAGAGUGUGAUUGCUUAAUGUUUCAACUGCUGAUUGCCUCUUUAAGAUGUGUAUAUUAGAUUGAUAUAGACCAAUGAGUUGGGAGACAGGAAAAGUGGAAGAGUUUGAGAGUCAGAAGGGCAUGCUUCAGAUUCAAAUUCAUGCUGACUCUGAUAGCCUAGGCUAUACAGUAAUAUACUGCAUGUGAACAUAUAAAAAAUUACUGCCCAAUGUUACACACUACUAUUCAGUGUGUACAACUUCUACUACAAGACCAGAGUGUGGCUACUUUGCAAGAAUCUCAAAUGUAAAAUAUUGUUUUGGUUACUACAUGAUUCCAUAUGUGGUAUUUUAUAGUUUUGAUGUCUUCACUAUUAUUCUACAAUGUAGAAAAUAUUCAAAAUAAGGAAAAACCCUUGAAUGAGAAGGUGUCUCCAAACUUCUGACUGGUAUUGUAUGUGAAUGAGUUUGCUAAAAUAUCUAAAAAUAGGUUUUCAUUAUGAGGUAUUGUGAGAAUAAUUUGUUGUUUUUAAUCCAUUUCUAAUUCAGGCUGUAAAAAAACAAAAUGUGGAAAAGGUCAA
Oncorhynchus masou masou (cherry salmon) is the source of this 2105-nucleotide messenger RNA. RefSeq lists its product as uncharacterized. NCBI's taxonomy places the organism in Eukaryota, Metazoa, Chordata, Actinopteri, Salmoniformes, Salmonidae. Bases 43 to 1119 code for a protein of 358 amino acids. The transcript is spliced from 9 exons. The record is from RefSeq and is a predicted model, not a curated record.